This is a messenger RNA of Prunus armeniaca (apricot), 1266 nucleotides long. NCBI's taxonomy places the organism in Eukaryota, Viridiplantae, Streptophyta, Magnoliopsida, Rosales, Rosaceae. The record is from the annotation of a GenBank genome assembly.
AUGAGUCAUCGACCGAGUCCCCCGAGAAUAGGAAGACGUGUAGUGGACCCGCCCGCGACGGAGCUGCAGUUUCACGAUCAAUGGAUACGUCUCUACAGCGGGGGCAACCAAGAUCUUCUCUUGCCGCUAAUAAGCCUUCCUCACAAGAGGCCUCGUCUGCCGGGAUCAAACGCCUCGUCAGCGCGAACAACAGGAAGGCCAACGGCAUGCAGGAAGUUCGGGAUAUGUUGUUCAAGUCCCGUAUUGCCCAAAACUCGUGAUCUGCCUUGUAAGGAGGCCGUUGAGAAGCAAGGUUUGGGGCGUCUGCGCCGGUCUGGGGACCGAACUGAGAGGACUGUACCUCUGCCCAGCCACCAUGACUCAUCUGCGGGACCACGAACAAUCAAGCGCGGAGCUGACUCGAUGUUGCAAGCUGCAAGCAAGAAAGCUAAAAAGUCGUUUGCUCGAGCAAAGAGUCCUCCAGUCGCGCGAACUGCUGGUUUGGGGAUUGGUGAUAGCUCUGUUGGGGGUGAGCCUUUGUCUGAUCUGCUGAAAACGGGCUUUCUAUCAAGUCCAUCUGUUUGUGCUAAGCUAGCUGACCAUGUGUAUCGAGCUACUGAUCUUUGUGCCUUCUCGAGCCUUCCCUUGGAUAAACAAGAAGAAGCUGCCCUGUAUCAUCUUCAAAAAGGGAUGGUUUUUGCUGUUGGGGCUAUGCAGAACUCGCAUGAUAUUGCCCCCUCUUCUGCCCUGCUUGACGAGCUGGUGAAGAAGAACGCUGACCUGACUGACAAGCUCUCGAACGAGCGGAUUCGCCAUGACACGAGGAUUUCUGAGAUGAAGGAGAGUAUGUCCGCACUUAAGAGUUCUGUUGGCCAAAAAGAUGACGAACUCAAGUCUCUUACGGCUACCCUGCUCGAACGCAAGGAAGCCUACUUUAGCCUCGAACGCAAGCAUGCUGCUCUGGCCCAAGAUCGUGAUAGACUGCUGGUCAAGUUUAACAACCAUAUGGAAGCCAUGGAGGCGUCCAAACAUGAGAUUGCUGCUAAUGCGUACAAGCUGGGAUACCUGGACUGCCAGAACGGUGCUUCUCCUUGCUGUCCUCUCGAAGAUGACGAUGAUGAGCAGUCCUGUCUUGAUCUGCCCCCUGCUCAAAGUAAGCAGAUCAAUGUUGUGGAUGCAGAAGCAGUUGAAGAGCAGGUAGCAGAUGAAGCCGCAGCGGAGGAAGACAAGCCCCAAGGCGGGACAGCUGAGGAGGGUAAGGAACAAACGGCCGAGGCGGUUGAGUAG